Messenger RNA from Tetrapisispora phaffii CBS 4417, 606 nucleotides. RefSeq names its product Yar1p (gene YAR1). The coding region runs from base 1 to 606 and encodes 201 amino acids. The transcript has a single exon. NCBI's taxonomy places the organism in Eukaryota, Fungi, Ascomycota, Saccharomycetes, Saccharomycetales, Saccharomycetaceae. Gene Ontology annotation, molecular function: protein binding. The record is from RefSeq and is a predicted model, not a curated record.
AUGUCUUUAUACUCAGGUCCAUUAGAUGAAGAAGAUCAAGAUGCCAUUCUUUUAGACGCUAGAGCGGGUGAUAUUGAGUCAUUGCAAGAAGUGUUCAGCAUUGUGAUAGAUCCAAAGUCCAUGGUUACUUGUAGGGAUUCCAGUUCAAAAUCCACAGCUUUGCAUUAUGCAGCUGGUAACGGUCAUUUAGAAAUGACUAAAUAUAUAUUAAAAUUGGCUAAAGAGACCACUUCAGAAGAAAAAUUUAAAGAAUUUGUUGAUGAAAAAAAUGAAAAUGGUAACACUGCUUUGCAUUGGGCUUCCUUAAAUGGACACCUGGAAGUUGUCAAGUUAUUAUGUGAUGAAUAUGAUGCUGACCCGUUUAUCAAAAAUAAAUUCGACCAUGAUGCCAUCUUUGAAGCUGAAAACAAUGGCAAAGAAGAAGUUGAAACCUAUUUUCUAAAGAAAUUCGACGUUGAACCAUUAGAGGAUGAAACAGUUAUAAGCUCAAAAGAUAUUGCUACUGUUGAUAAUAUUGGGAUAAAAGAAGGUACUGAAAUCGCCAACAUGACAAAUGACGCUACAGAGGCUUUAAGAGAAAAAACAGAAACUUUGAACAUCGAAUAA